UAUCUUGUAAUUAUGAUUGUAUACUUCCAUAAAAAAAUAUCUUAUCGUAUUACACGCGAAGUCAUUUAAAGAAUUCUUAAAAAAAGAGUAACAUUUGAAUAUUCAUUGUAACUACACGAACGUUAAACGUGUAUACGCAUGUAGCGAAUAUUCACUAUUGCUUUAUGGUGAAUAGAAUACGUAUCGUAAAGACUGUUGUUACUUGUUACUGCUGUGGCAAAAAAAAAGUUAUUUGAAAGUACUUAAAAGAUCAACCGAAUUUCAACUAAAAGAAGAAAAAAGAAACGAUAUCGAGAUGCAAAAUAUCAGCUAACAUGAGAAAUAUAUAAUCUUGUUUGAGAAUUCAAAAGCGUUUAUGUUGUCGAAGCAUUCACGGCUUUCUAGGGGUCAAUGAGCUUUUGUGUUGUUACCAGUUGUUACUUGACUUGAGAUCUUCACGGACCGUGUAAAUUCUUCCGUCGGUACAUGCUCAAGUACGUUUUUGCACGUCAUAAACGUCGCUUUGUAUGAUUGUAUUUCAAAUUGUUCCCCUCUCGAUUGACAAAAGAACUGUGAAUUAAGAAAUGGCUGUACAGUUGGAUCCAAACGAUCCUGAGAUACGACUAGCACAGUUUCUUUAUGUUGGGAAAGAAUAUCCGGAUUAUCAACCUGGAAACUGGUUUGUUCACAAUUACUUUUUGGCUAGAAAUGUUCCGUCUAUAGAAGAAUUAGCCGAAAAUACAGAGAAACAGUUAUUACCAGUUCAAAUAAUCACGAAGGCAUUUGAAAGUAACAUUGUUCCAAAUCCAGAAACGUUAGUAUUUGCUCUUGCUGUUUGCUGUAGGCAAAUGAAAAGCGAAGGUUUACGACAUGCAGCAUACGCAGCUGUAGAUAAAAUCUGUUCAUCGCCGCAACAUUUUAUUUUGUUCAUAAAAUUUGCUUCCCAAAUAAGUAAACAAAAGGAACUCGAUGCAGCUGGUAGUACGAAACAUGGAUGGGGCCAAGGCUUAAGAAAAGCUGUAAAUAAUUGGUAUUUAUCGAAAACUCCAAUGGAAUUAGCAAAAUGUGUGACAAGGUACAAAGGCAGAUAUGGAUGGAAACAUAAAGAUAUUAUAAAAUUGUCGCAUCCUGUACCCAAUAAUCCUGCGAUAGAAGUGGUCCUCAAGUAUGUAGUACGUGGUGUGGAUGAGAUAAAAAAAACUUACAGAGAAGAUUCCAGAUUUACAGAAAUAGUAGAAUACAUUGAACACGUCGAAGAUUUUAAACACUGUAGAGACGAAAUUCAAGCGGCAGGUCUUUUGGAAAUAUAUAAAUUAACGUUAGAUCAUGUACCUGGACAUUUGUUAAAGUCUAAAGAGGUCUGGAACGCAUUGAUACCGUCGAUGAAUUUAGUUACACUUUUAAACAAUUUGCAAAGAAUUCAUAAUCUCCAGUUAUUGAAACCGAAUGCUUUAACAGUUUCUAAAAUAGUAGAUCAAAUCACUAACGAAGAAUACAUUACUAGAGAUAAGGUUCACCCAGCUUUAGUUUUAAUAACGAUAAGGGAUUACGAAAACUCUGGAAAGCCAUUGUCAUACGAAAAACGAAAAAUCAAAGAACAAAUCGAUAAACCUUCGCCAACUCCAACUAAACCGAAUUCUAAAAUCAUUGAUGCUCUUUAUAAAAUGUUAAAUCUUUCGUUUCAUCACAUUCAACCGACUGGGUUACGGUACAUGGUAACAAUCAAUAUGAAUAAAGUGAUGUUAGAAAGACAUACUUGGCGCAGUAGUAAUGUGAACGGUGCGGAAGCAGGAUGCAUGAUCGCAGUUGCACUUCUUCGCAGUGAGAAGAAUGUCACCGUUGCGACGUUUAAAAACGUUGGAAUUCAUACCGUCAACAUUGAUAAGACAGCUUCUUUUGGCCAGGCUAUGAGACGAUUACAGCAGAUGCCUGUUGGAAAUGUCAAUUUGGGUAAACCAAUGUCGUGGGCUGCUUAUCAGAAUAAUAAAUACGACGUAUUUAUUAACGUUGUAGAUCAAAUAUUAGAAAAAGCUGAUAGUUCCGAAGAAGCCCUUCAAGCAUACAGGACAAAACUGAAACUUCCAAAUACAAAAUUAAUAAACUGUGCUGUAUGUUUUUCUUCAACCUAUCGCAAAGAAAAACGUGACAAUGGUAUUUUAACUAUUAAUGGUUUCGACGCUAGUGUUCCCAUAGUUAUACAGGCGUUUGCAAAGUCUCUGUUUUAAUCAUCGCACGCAUACAAAUUCUUUCUUUGGUAAGCAACACUAGCUAAUCAGUUAUGAUGCUUUUAGAAUGACAGUAACUUAAUUAUUAAAUCAUUUUUAUAACAUCGUCAAUUAAGAAACACUUCAAAACACUUAGAUUAUCGCAAUCAGACUUUUAAAGAAUACCUUAGUAUUUUCGUAAGAAUGUUGUUCGUCUGAUACAUAUAUAGUAGUCAGAGCAUGCAAUAGUUAUACAAAGUACUACAGAGUACUUUCAAAUUAGGAUUAACAUCCCAUCCGAUACAAACUUUUCGUGCAUUUAGAAUUAUUAUACAUCCAUUGAAAUUCCAUUAUUAAAACAAAGGGGAUUAUCGUUAAACGGUAGAUGCGAGUAUUCGAAUAAUUGAACAAAAUUUGUUUAAACAGUGCCGAAAAAAUUGUGUAGCUUAAAAUACUUGAUUUCGUAUUAUUGUUAAUUGACAUUACACGCUCAGUUUUAGUACAAAGUCAUACUCGUAAGAAAUUAUUUACGUUCUCUUUGUUCAUAUUUAAGUUUGGUACAACGAGGAAAAGAAUUUCUCGGCACUUAACAACUAGCUUCAUUACUAACUCUUAACAUUAUAAUUACGUCAUAUAAAUACUAACACGUCAACAUUAUAGGAUACUAUUUACUGCAUGCUUUAACAUUUAGGAUGAGCUGUGUAACAUUCGAUAGUAAUUUUAUUUCUGUUUUGAAGGGUGGUCCAAUGAAUUUUUUGAAUAUUUAUUUAAACGAAUGCCGCGCUAAUCCAAACAAAUCAAUAAUCAUGACGUAAAUGAAUGUGAUACAUCUGUGAUCGAUCAUCGUUUGAUUAGAUAAAUGAAAAUAUUUAAAAUAAUAUGGAUCACUUUGUAUUAUUUGGAAACAAAUGCACGUUUACUAAUUAAUCGCUUUUCAUUUUAUAAAGUCAGUUGCGCAGCUAAACGAAAAAUUAGGAUAAGACUGUAUAUUAGAUACAAGUAAGUGUCUAAAGUAACCUAAGGUGCAUUUUUUUAACUAAUGGUAAAAGAUACUUCUACUUUAACAUUAUUGCCUGCUUAUUUCCACUGGUUGGCGGUAAAGCUUUCUGUAAUAUUUUUAAUAAGAUAUAUAGAUUUAAUAUGAUUUCGUAGACAAUACAUUUCUGGGACUGGUGCGCUUCUGGUGAUUCGAAUAAGAAUUUAAAAAAAAAUAAAUAAAUAAAACGUUGAAAAAUUUCCCACUGUGAUAUGCAUUUAGCCCCAAAGAGUAUAGACUUACAUUAGUAUAAUUUUACUGUUAUAUUUCAUAUUUGCCAUAUCCAAAGUAAAUGCGACAAAUACUAAAUAAACUACUGAUAUAAUACUGUGAUACAAAGUACAUUAUUAUUGUUCAAACUAGGUGAAAUGAUAAGUAAACGUGGCCAGAGGCGCACCAUGUUUCUGCUUCAUUUGUUGAUUAAUAUCUAUAUUUACUAACGCAACGAUUUUUUUCGUUAAAAAAGAAAAAAAAAGCAAAACAAAUACGACAGUAUCCAGAGGUACCUCUAAUUCUUUCUCGAUCCUUGAAUUACCGCCAUUAAAAACCUUUUGGUUUCCAAAGUGAGAAGCAAAGUUCUUCUUAAGAUACGUCGCUAAAAAGUAACAGCGUGGAUGAAUUCUCAGGUCUGACAAACGUUUAAAUUAAGUGCUUAAUAUUCACGUGUUCUUUGUAGCCUGCUCGGUAAUCCAUGGAUCGAUAUCUAUCGUACAGUACACACACACACACACACAUACACACAUACACGCAAGUAUAAAAAUACAACAGCAUUUUCAUUUUACGAACGAAGAGGAAAGAACACAAAUUACGUGUAGUACGGAAAAUAUUAAGCGUUACGUAUUGGCGCGUUACUAAAAAUAUAUAUACUUAUAAUCAAUGGAAGCGAAUCUCUUAGAACAUACUAUAAUAGUAUAAAAUUUAGAACGUACCUUCUUAGGAAGGAAAUAUUAUAUACCCUUAUUUGUUUUAUUUUGUAAUCAUUAACUUUAUUUGCGCGACACGUUGUACGGAAUUCGACGAAAGUCAUCGAAACUAAUAGUAUUUUUUUAGAGGAACAUUUCCUAAAUAAGAUUCUCGAAACGUUAAUGCGCUUAUGAUUAUUUAUACAAUUAAAAACGAACUCGAAUCUGCGUCAUUUGCCGAAAACGAUGACAUCUAAAAGAUUUCUUUCGAAGAAUGUUCUAAGAAUCGCGCAUAGAUUUACUAUUUUACUCAUUAAGAGUAAAAGAACGUAUGUUACAUUUAUAUUUGUAGCUUAUUGUAUUCGUUAAUAACACAUGUAGUAGCUGAAUAUAUAAGGUGUCCCAUUUCCUACGAUCGUCCUGGAUAUCUGUGCUUUCGAAGAUUUCGAGGAAAUGUCGAUGGAAAAAAUUUAUUCGUUUCGUUGCACGUUUUAAGCUUUUAGGAUCAACAAUGGGACACCUUGUACUCACUCUUACCUAAUGAUCGAAGAGAAACACGGUAUUCGCGUUUGUUCUACUUACAUUUUAUCCAUUUGAAAAAAAGUAAGAUUAAAUUAAAUAUCGACACUGUCAUUUAUCAACUGCCAUUUUUUCUGCGUUAAAUUCGAUUAGUUUUCAUCGACUUACCAACGGUACUAAAUCUGUGAAACUUUUAUCAAACGAUAUAUACUGUAUUCUAAUAACCACGCGAUGUUUCGAGUUCAAAGUUUUUCUAUUUCGCAAAAUUGUUCAAGAUACGAAUCUUUUAUAGAUAUUUUAUAGAUAUCAGUUAACGUUUCUUUUCGAUCGUGUAGCCUAAAUCAAGCAUAAAUCAUCGUUUAUUACGGACUUGGACUAAUUUUAUUUAAAAUGAAAAUGAAAAACAUGUAUUUGAAAUAAUAUUUUAGUUCGUCGUUUACAGUAGGAAUUAAGUAUAUUUAUUAUAUUUCGUCAAAUUUCAAAACAACUAUUUUCAAGAAUAUUUUGUUAUUUAAAUUUACGUUACACAUCAAAAUGAAGUAACCGUGAAAUGAGAUACGUAAUUUAAUGUAGUAGUUUACGUAAUAUUAUUUCAAAAGUGUCCAGGUCUGGUCUAUUAUAAGAAUACGUCCGAUAUGUUAAAAAAGAAAAAUAGAAAAAAAAAUAUGGGAAAAAUUAUGAAAACCCGAGAACUGUAAAGACCGCCUGAGGUAAAAUCUGUACCUCUAAUGCUUCUGUUUCGAAGUCUCCUGAUUUCAUUGGACUGUUAAGUCUAAUGAAAUGAGAAGAAACAGAGAAAUGUGUUCAUAUUAGUUAAACAAAUGAAAAGAAACCUAUGAGGAAGACCAUUUACCGUAAAGAAAAACAAAGAAUACAAAUUGCCGCGUUACAUUGACAUAAUGCAAACCUCGUUAGAAAUGAUACUUUGGUUUCCAGAAUCGAGACGUUUGAUUUCGAUCAGAAAGUAUAAAUCGUCUGUCUUGUGAAUGUACAGUUGAGCGAACAAAGUUUCACGCAGAAAUGGGCAAAAUUUUAUUUGUUUUCUCGAAUAACGGAUGACGAAUGAAAUGAAUUUAUUCGCAAGGUUUAUUCGAUCGGACGGACUGUUAAUCUUUUAUUCGUUAUUCGAAAUUUGUAUCCAAAUAAGAAUUUUACCCGUCUCUGGUUUCACGUAUGAUAAUUUAUAUUGAUUAUCAAAGUCUCAGAGUGCACACGAGUACGACAACAGCAUGUUCCUUAGGAUUAAUGAAAUAGAGAAAAGAAAAGAAAACUGGAAAAGAUUAUUGUAAUCGCGUAUUUAGUGCAUCUUUCGUUCGACGAUUCGCGCAGGGAAUGCUCAAUGUUCGUCGUUUAUAAAUGUCUCGAAGCAAUGCCAAACAAAUAUAUAUAUAUUAAAUUUUAACGUACAAAACUUAACGAAAUACCUUGUACUUGAUCGCAAUAUCAGAUUCGUGACGAAGUUGCACUAAUUAUUGCGAGAAAAGAAUUGAAAUUCUAUCUCACAAUUCCAUAUAGAACGCCUUACGUUUUCGGCCCUACUUUUUAAUAAAGCGACGAAGAACUUUAAACGAAAGUACUUUAGAUCUGCGAAGUAGACAGAGUCGCUCUUAACGAAGACGGGGCUCGGAGCGAAAACUUGUUACGGGACCUCCUAGAACCACUAGAUCGAAAAAAAAAACAAUUUUACUUUUAUUUAUUCAUUCGUUCCGGUAACAAUUGUCGUGUUCCAAAAAAAAAAAAAAAAAAGAAAACAUGUAUGUACAGAAUGGUACCCCGAGAAGGAUAUACGCAGUUUUUUUGUUCUGUAUAAAUUGCGAAUAGUAUUAACAUUAUUAAUUCCGUUUCGGAAGACAUUACUUUGGUAGAUGAUAAACAUUUAAAAGAAGUGAUGCUCCAUACAAAAAUUUUACAGCAAAAAAUUUCCACUGUAGAAAAUGGUUGUUAAUGGGAUCCCACAUUAUUUUUGUACCGCGAGCGAAAAUAUAUUUAGUGACUGGGUCGCUUCGAGCAAACAAAAAAGUAUGAGGAAGUUACACAAAAAAAAAAAGAAACGAGUAUGUUAUAUUACUAUUAUUGCGUCUGUUAAUAUUAUAUUUCGAUAAAAUAGACACAAUAGACAAUUAAUGGUAUAGAGAAUAAUUAAAUCUAUAAAUUUUCAACUGUUUUUGUUAUACGAUCAAACUGUAUCUUCGAAUAAAAUUUGUUUCAAACCCA
Molecule: messenger RNA, 6854 nt
Organism: Hylaeus anthracinus
Lineage: Eukaryota; Metazoa; Arthropoda; Insecta; Hymenoptera; Colletidae
Product: RNA-binding protein RO60-like
Exons: 8
Coding region: 564-2204 (546 amino acids)
Cellular component (GO): ribonucleoprotein complex
Molecular function (GO): RNA binding
Source: RefSeq, a predicted model, not a curated record